Molecule: messenger RNA, 1737 nt
Organism: Mobula hypostoma (lesser devil ray)
Lineage: Eukaryota; Metazoa; Chordata; Chondrichthyes; Myliobatiformes; Myliobatidae
Exons: 3
Coding region: 34-483 (149 amino acids)
Biological process (GO): peptidyl-histidine dephosphorylation
Cellular component (GO): cytosol
Molecular function (GO): protein histidine phosphatase activity
Source: RefSeq, a predicted model, not a curated record
UCUCCCAGCGAAGUCCCGCCUGCUCCCCGCGCAAUGCUGGCGCUGUCUUCCGUCUGGCGCAUGGUGCGCCCGAUAGCCCGUCGCUUAGCCGUCCCUUCACCCGGUACGCUGCAAUACCGCAGGGCCAUGACCACCUUAGCCGGCGUCGCGGACGUGGAAAUCGACCCUGACGGGGUGUUCAAAUACAUCUUGGUGCGGCUGAGCCGCAGAGACGGCUCGGAGCACAAGGACAUCGUGCGGGGCACCAAGAGCGCCGAGUUUCACAAUCACAUCUUUGAAAAGUUAUGUUCUGAAAUGGAGAAGCUGGAACUGGAGUGCAAAUGUCUAGGAGGAGGAAAGAUUCAACACAACCCCAAAGAGAAGAAAAUCCGAGUAUUUGGCCUCUCCACGGGUUUUGGGAAAGCAGAUCACUCUGUUUCUGUGGAAAAGUUGAAGAGUGUGUACAAGAACUAUGAAGUUACUUGGUCAGAUGAUACCAAAUAAAAAAGAAGAAUCUCUUGCAUUAUUCUCCAUCAAGAUCAAUGUAAAACCUUGUUCAAGUAGUUUCUGUUUCUUGACGAGUUCAAUUUAUUUAUAGAAUUUGAUUGAGCUGUGAUGGUGCUAAGAGACUUUGUACACAUUGGCAUUCAGCAGAAAGAGUAUAAUACACUUUGAGUUUCUUUACCUCAUAAAUGAUAUCUUGUGAAUUUUUUUCUCAAAUAUAUUUGUAUGGGAAUGUCAUUAAGUUCAACAUGGCUAUGAAAUAAUUGAUCAUAAGCCUUAUAAUCUUUUCUGGUUGAGGCAAUGUGUAAUGCUAGUGUUUGUCACAGGUAUGGAUUCCUGCUUGUGCUCUUCAUAUGUUUGUAUUUAAUUAGGUGAAAUAUUUGUAUCAAGGUGCUCCACUGAAAUUACAAAGCUCAGGGAAUUGUUGAAUAGUGGAGUGGCUGAGACAUUUAAGUUCAGUUCAUUAAACACAUUUCAAAUUAAAAUUAUUUAAUCAUAAUAUGAUGACUAUGGUAAUCUAAUAAUUACUAGGAUAUAAAAACUAAUGAGCUUAAGAAAAAAAUGCAUGACAUCAGAUUCACAAUAAUGUGAUUAUUGAGCCAUUGUCAAUUGUACCAGCCAUUAAAAUAGAGGAAAUUAUUGAAAAUGGAAUCAUGACUCACAGGCACAACAAAGGGAUGCACAGCCAAGCUGAAUCUUCAAACAGCUCCUCUCUAACAUCUGAGGAUAUGUUAAUACUAUAGGAACUAUCUCAUGGGGUAGUCAAGCAACUAUAUCACAAUAUUGUUCAUUGUCCCAAUUCCUCCAUCACUAUCUCCAGAAACACUUUGUUCUACUGGCAGGACUGAUGUAGCCAACAUAGUGGCACAAUAGUAUGUAGUUGAGCGAAUGGAACCAAAUCCUAAUUAUUUACUGGACUCAUGGCAUCGUCCAGCAUAGUCAUAGAAACAUACUACUGAAUCAACCUACUGUGCUCUGUUAGCCAAUGAAUCAGUAUCUCUGUCUCUUUUGAACAGUGUCGGGAGCAGUGAGAAUAGCAAGGGCUGGAAUAUAGUCUGAUUUGGGGAUUCAUCAGCCAUCACACAGAAUUCCCAAGUACUUAGCUGUGUGUAUCCUGAGGAAUAGAUCUGCUGGAAGUUGUGAAAGAAACAACAUGAGUGGGUCAACUUUGUUCCAUCUAAUCUGAUUCCAAGGCCUCUGUUCAUAAUGGUAUUGAAUGAAAUGACUGUAGAAAGAUUCUAAUAAUAAAAAUGU